This is a messenger RNA of Eutrema salsugineum, 1962 nucleotides long. Its product is annotated as methyltransferase-like protein 17, mitochondrial. The transcript is spliced from 12 exons. Gene Ontology annotation, molecular function: structural constituent of ribosome; methyltransferase activity. Gene Ontology annotation, cellular component: mitochondrial small ribosomal subunit. NCBI's taxonomy places the organism in Eukaryota, Viridiplantae, Streptophyta, Magnoliopsida, Brassicales, Brassicaceae. Bases 304 to 1815 code for a protein of 503 amino acids. The record is from RefSeq and is a predicted model, not a curated record. Gene Ontology annotation, biological process: translation.
GGAACAUCAAGCUCCGGCGGGCUGAAAUGGCGAAUGCCCAGAAAGUCUUCACUGUCGAAACCCUAAGGACUGCAGCCAAGCAGUCUCUCCGCUGCCUCGUCGUUCCCGUCCGUCUCCGCCGCUCUAUCAAGAAAUAUCUUCGCGAGGAAGAUGAUCCGCACAUCAGGAAGAGGGUGCGUCAGCUAUCGGAAUCAUUCAAAGAGAUCAAGGACACGAAUCUGCUGUUACCUGAAACCACGGCCAAGAGUCUAGCAGAUUCUAUCAACUCUGUGGAGACUAAGCGAUGGAAGAUACAGACCGUUUAUGGAGAUAGCGGUCUCGAAUACAGAGACGGUGAGACUGCCGCUUACAUUGCUUCUCGCAUGCCCGCCGUCUUCUCCGUCUGUUACAGAGUCCUCAUUGAGAUUCGUCGAAGGUUACCGGAUUUUGCGCCUACGAAAGUGCUGGAUUUUGGUGCUGGCACCGGUUCUGGUUUCUGCAUCUUGUAGGGCGGUUCAAGAGGUUUGGCCAAAGUCUGCGGAGAAGAUAAAUAUAGUGGAACCUUCACCGUCAAUGCAGCGUGCAGGACGUAACUUAAUACAGGGCCUCAAGGAUUUGCCUCUCAUCCAUGGGUAUACUAGCCUGCAAGCUCUUAGUAAAGAGAUUUGCAAAAAAAUCAAGGACAAAAAACUUAAGAACAAAGAGAGGAAACAUGAUCUUGUGAUCGCUUCGUACGUGCUAGGGGAGAUACCUUCUCUAAAAGACAGGAUUACUGUGGUUCGCCAGCUCUGGGACCUUACGGAUGAUCUAUUGGUUUUGAUUGAGCCAGGAACGCCACAUGGUGCUAAUAUUAUAUCUCAGAUGCGGUCCCAUAUACUGUGGAUGGAGAAGAGGAAACUGAGUAAACUGGAAAAGAAAACGAAGGAAGACGAAGCUGGAAAGGACGUGCUCGAUCUCAAAUCUGGUGCGCAUAUUGUUGCUCCAUGCCCUCAUGAUGGAAAGUGCCCGUUGGAAAACACUGGAAAGUAUUGCCAUUUUGUUCAGCGGUUGCAGAGAACUUCGUCCCAGCGUUCCUACAAGCGUACAAAAGGUGUCCCCUUGCGUGGGUUUGAGGAUGAGAAGUUUUCUUUUGUGGCUUUCAGGAGAGGCCAGCGUCCACGGGAGCCAUGGCCUCUUGAUGGUAUGAAGUUGGAGAGUUUGAAGGAGUUGCGCGCGAGUAGGAAACCCGAGGAUCUCGAGAUUGAUUAUGAGGAUUUUAUCAAAUCACAGGUGGUUGAGGUGCCUUACAUUGACCCAAGAGCAGAAGACUCUGAUGUCAUGGACGAGGAUGAGGAUGAGGAUGAAGAAGAAGACGGUGAAGGUGUUGAUGAGGAUGAGGAUGAGGAUGAAGAAGAAGACGGUAAAGGUAUUGAUGAGGAGGAAGAAGAAGACGGUGAAGGUAUCGAUGAGGAUGAAGAAGAAGACGGUGAAGGUAUUAAUGAGGAUAAGGAGGAAGAAGAAGACUGUGAAGGUACUGAAGAAGAAGAGGAGGAAGAGAGUGCGAGGGCAAGCGUGGGAGGCGGGUGGGGAAGGAUCAUAUUCCCUCCAUUCCGCAAAGGGAAACAAGUGACGUUGGAUCUGUGUGUGCCGACAAACGAGGAAGGGUCAGAGGGAGCUUUUGAAAGGAGAGUGAUCACGAAAAGCAAGAACCCUCACCUUCAUCUGCAGGCCAAAAAAUCGUUUUGGGGAGACCUUUGGCCAUUGACCACCCAACAAGACAGUCGCAAAGAGAGAAGAAAAAUAGAUGCUGAGUGGUGUCGUCCAGAUCAAGACCAGAAAUGGGGUGCCUGGCCUUAGUUUUUUUUUUUUUUUAUCUUAUCCUCUAUUUUAUCAUUCAUUCAUAUAAUAUCAUCAUAAUUUAGUGAAAGAGUGUUUAAAAGAACAUUUCCCCUCAGAGAGAGAUACCAAUUUGAAUCGUAAGUACAAAUAACAAGAUUUUGAUCA